Suillus plorans is the source of this 986-nucleotide messenger RNA. RefSeq lists its product as uncharacterized. The coding region runs from base 231 to 803 and encodes 190 amino acids. Gene Ontology annotation, cellular component: cytoplasm. The transcript has 4 exons. Lineage: Eukaryota; Fungi; Basidiomycota; Agaricomycetes; Boletales; Suillaceae. The record is from RefSeq and is a predicted model, not a curated record. Gene Ontology annotation, molecular function: GTPase activity.
UACGCCAACUUCGAUUGGCUCGAGGCACGGCUCCAAGAGCUGGGAUCCGACGGAUAUGUACUAUUCGACAUACCCGGUCAGGUCGAGCUCAGCACACAUCACGAGGCGCUGAGAAACAUAGUGCAACGAUUGACGAAGAUCGGUUUUAGGCUGCCGUUCAUCUCUGUGAUGCGCACUAUGUGACCGAUGCCGCGAAAUAUGUUUCCGUACUUCUCCUGUCCCUCCGGACUAUGCUACACUUGGAACUGCCGCAUGUCAAUGUUUUGUCAAAGGUUGAUUUGAUAGCUCAAUACGGAGACCUGGAUUUCAAUCUCAAUUUUUACACGGAGGUUCAGGAUCUUUCCUAUUUGGAGAACGCACUAAACACUUCAUCACCGCGGUACACUGCUCUCACCAAGGAAUUGUGCUCUGUAAUCGAGGACUAUGGACUUGUAGAAUUCGAAACGUUAGCCGUAGAGGAUAAAGCCUCAAUGCUUCACUUAACACGCGCUAUUGAUAGAGCUACAGGAUACGUAUUCGUACCACCACACGACGCCCCGGCACCAGAAGGGACACUUGAAGCUUCGUCCGUCCCUACAUCGAUGAGGCCCAACACCUUUUCAUUGUUCUCAUCUGCUGCAGGCCCAAUGGCAGGUAGCGUGGGGGAUGUACAAGAACGUUGGGUAGAUGCUCGUGAACAAUGGGAUGCAUUUGAGCGUAAAGAGUGGAGACAGGAAGGCGAGAUGAUCAGGGAAGCGAGGGAAAGGGAGAAAGCAAUCCAAGGUGAACAGAGGGGGAAGAGUGGGAUCAGGGAGCGGAAAUAAGUCAAGUUGUGUGCACCGAUUUAUGCGAUCCAAUAUGUUCAUCUAUGAAGAUAGAUUUUGCUUCUGAACUCAAAGACUCGAGACUCGAGCGCCGAGCAUCCAUCCACUGGAUCUUAUCUAACAUAUUCUCCUGCGCUCUCGAUUCUGGUGUCUCCUUCAGCCGUCCAUUUCUCUCCUAGCUGU